Lactuca sativa (garden lettuce) is the source of this 426-nucleotide messenger RNA. NCBI's taxonomy places the organism in Eukaryota, Viridiplantae, Streptophyta, Magnoliopsida, Asterales, Asteraceae. The record is from RefSeq and is a predicted model, not a curated record.
AUGUACAAUUUUAAGUUUAACCAUAAACAUGAGAUUUAUUUUGGUUGUCUAACUAAUGAUUUGGAUGAGACAAAAGCAUUUGAUGAGUGGAUUCUUAAAAUUGGUGAAGGUAAUACUGGCGGCCCUAAUGAUGGUGAAGCUAAAACUGAAUUUCCAAAAGACGUUGUUGUUCGCUUUAUAGGUGACCAUAUUCAUUCAAUUGUAUCCACCAUUUAUACAUCCUUUGAAAACCAUCUUGAUGAUCAAUCAUAUUUUCAAGAUAAAGCUAUUUUGGUCCCUACAAAUGAAGAAUUUGAUGCUACCAAUGACUACAUUUUAGGAUUGAUGAAAGAUGAAGGGAAAACAUAUAUGAGUUCAAAUUCUUUACGUGAUACAGAGUUACCAGGUUUUUUUUUGAGGAAUCAAUCUACUCUUCAGUUGUGUUGA